Carya illinoinensis is the source of this 993-nucleotide messenger RNA. RefSeq lists its product as uncharacterized. Gene Ontology annotation, molecular function: catalytic activity. The record is from RefSeq and is a predicted model, not a curated record. The coding region runs from base 1 to 993 and encodes 330 amino acids. Lineage: Eukaryota; Viridiplantae; Streptophyta; Magnoliopsida; Fagales; Juglandaceae. The transcript has a single exon.
AUGAGCAUUCUAGUGUGGAACUGCCGAGGGCUUGGGAACCCUCGGCCAGUUAGAAUCCUUAAAAAACUAGUUAAGGAUAAGUGCCCCAAUCUAGUCUUUCUAGUGGAAACAAAAACUGAGAAACAAAGAUUACAAAGUGUAAGAAGAAGUCUGAGUUUAGAUGGCUGUUUUGCAGUGGAUAGCAUGGGACUUAGUGGUGGGAUUGCUUUAUUGUGGAAAGAGGAGUGGGAAGUUACAAUUAUUAACUACACUCUUUGGCAUAUCAGUGCAGUAGUUAAGGAAGAAGACAAUGGACAAACAUGGCAAUUCACAGGAUUCUAUGGACACCCAGAAACAGCAAAAAGAAAAGGGAGUUGGCAAUUACUUGAAAUGUUAAAACCCCCCACACCUAUGGCCUGGCAGUGUGCAGGAGACUUCAAUGAAAUCCUGCACCAGAAGGAGAAACAAGGGGCGGUAAGUAGACCAUACAAACAGAUUGAGGAUUUCAAGAAGGUAGUCGAGAUCUGUGGACUCCAAGACCUCCACUCACUGGGACAAAGCUUUACUUGGUCCAAUAACAGAAGAGGAAGGGACUUUACAAAAGAAAGAAUUGACAGGGCAAUGGUUAACAAGGAAUGGAGUGAGUUAUUUAGCUCUGCCACCUGUACUGCUCUAGCAGCAAUAAAGUCUGAUCACUCUCCUCUAUGCAUCAGCAAACAUAAGGAGGGCAAUGGAAAAAGGAAAAGGAAAGUGUGCUUUAGAUAUGAGGUCGCUUGGGACCUAAAAGAGGAGUGUAAGGUAAUAGUAGAAAAAGCUUGGAAGGCAGAUAGAAUGAAUGGAGGAGGAGUCAACUUAGUGAGACUAAAACUUGAACUAUGCCAGAGGGGUUUAGUGCAAUGGAAUCAGAAGGAAAGAAUGCAGACUCAAAAGGAUAUCAACCAGAAACUAAAAAAGAUUAGUCAUCUCCAGGAGACAGGCAGUGGGGAGCACAUAGCAGCCAUGAAGCACCUUUAA